Rhagoletis pomonella (apple maggot) is the source of this 993-nucleotide messenger RNA. RefSeq lists its product as uncharacterized. The transcript has 7 exons. The coding region runs from base 226 to 960 and encodes 244 amino acids. The record is from RefSeq and is a predicted model, not a curated record. NCBI's taxonomy places the organism in Eukaryota, Metazoa, Arthropoda, Insecta, Diptera, Tephritidae.
AACAAGUACAAUAGCUAAUCUCCGCUAUCAUUUUGUAUUUGCUGAAAAAAUCUAUAGAAUUUUGUGUUUAAAAUGCUCACUGAUUUUCAGGAAUCAUGGUUAACUAGUAGAAAAGGCACUUUACCAAAGAUCAAUGAAUUGGAGUCGAUAAAUGUUGGAAAAACAUGAUAAGUUGAAGCAUAAUGGAGUACACAACUGUUUUUAAAGGCGUCCUUUCACCUAAACAUGUUAAGUGAAAGGUUGCGUUUAGCCAUUACACAGUCGCGUAAUGGCCUCCAACGCACGCUGGAUCUUACACAUAAGCAUCAAUUGGAGGCGAUAUCCUUUCGUUCCAUAUCAGGUCUUUGCUACACUACGUUACGUGUGCACGAAUUGCAAGUAAACGAUUUGUUGAAUAGAUCAGAAGCGCUGGUGGCCCAAAGCCGAAAUUGGACCACAAUACAGACAAGAAAGCGAAGCCACCCGUCUACUUGCUCAGCCUCAUAUCGUUCGAAAAGGAAAAGGCGUCGCACAAUAGAAUAUUCUAUGCAGGACAUAUCGACAACAAAUUACUCACAACUGUUGGACGAAACGGAAAAUUUUGUGGAAUGGGGAAAAAUAGACGAAUAUGUGAGUAAAACGAUGACAAAAGCAAAUGGACAUAGCAGGACAACUUGUAUUCAUAUACGCGAGAUAACCAUUAAUGAAGUUGAUAUGCAAAACGAGCGCUAUUCAAUGGAUGAGGACGAAGGAUUUGAGAAUGCGACAGCCGAGGAAAUGACUACACUUGUACAAUUGCUCUCAGAUACAUCCGCCGCAACAGUGAAGGAAGCUAAGGCACAAAAAAGAAAGGCUUUGGAAAUGUCGACCAUUCGUGAGAAAAGAGCAAAGUGUGCCGAAGAUUCAGCGCACGAUGUAUCUCGCAGCGGUCUUGAGCAGGGUUCGGAUUUACCUCAUUUUAGCCCCUCGCUCGCUCGUUAGUUUACUCCGAGCUAGCGCAACUCACGAGCAACA